AUGAAAUCGUCAGCUGCAAGAUCAAUGCCUAAUGAUCGACGUCGGGUGGCGCCACCACCACCACCGCCACCGCCACAGCCAGUUUUCUUCCCUUAUCCGAUGCUACCUUAUAACCAUCCAUACGCGUACACGCCGCCGCCUGUAUCUUGGUCGUUUGUUCGUCCACAACCACCUAUACCCUCUUGGGACAACCUUACUUACGUUUAUACUCAAACAUUGCCUUCAUUAUCUUCGUUUGUUUCUCCACCACCACCACCAACACCGCCUUCUUUGCCUUUUUGGAACAAUACUCAAACAUUGCAUCCACCUUCCUUCCCAACACCAACACCAGCACCGCCUUUUCCUUUAGCUUAUACUACUCCACCAUUAAUGCAUCCACCUUCCUUCCCAACACCAACACCAUCAGCACCGCCUUUACCGUUGCGUCCACCUUCCAAUUCCUUCCCUCCAAAGAAAGAAGAAGAUUUGAGCCACAAGAUUCUCAAACAAAUUGAAUAUUAUUUUUGUGACAAUAAUCUUGCCAAAGAUCUUCAUCUGAAAGACCAAAUGGACAUCGACAACGGAUGGGUUUCGAUUGAGAUAAAAGAGAUGACAGAUGAUAUUAAGUUGAUUCUGGACAGCUUGAAACAUUCAGAUACAAUCGAAGUCGAGGUUUGA
Salvia miltiorrhiza (redroot sage) is the source of this 657-nucleotide messenger RNA. RefSeq names its product extensin-like. The transcript is spliced from 3 exons. The coding region runs from base 1 to 657 and encodes 218 amino acids. Gene Ontology annotation, molecular function: RNA binding. NCBI's taxonomy places the organism in Eukaryota, Viridiplantae, Streptophyta, Magnoliopsida, Lamiales, Lamiaceae. The record is from RefSeq and is a predicted model, not a curated record.